GUACUAUUAGUAGAAGUACUUGGGGAAUUGAAAAAUCUAGCAAAGUUGUUGCUAAUAGGAUAAAUAAUUUGGCCAGAUCUGUGCUUUUGUAUGUUGAUGAAUUGAUAGAAAUAGAAAAAAUAGAGAGUUCAAA
Racocetra persica is the source of this 133-nucleotide messenger RNA. The record is from the annotation of a GenBank genome assembly. NCBI's taxonomy places the organism in Eukaryota, Fungi, Glomeromycota, Glomeromycetes, Diversisporales, Gigasporaceae.